Messenger RNA from Cornus florida, 561 nucleotides. Its product is annotated as probable calcium-binding protein CML25. The record is from RefSeq and is a predicted model, not a curated record. The transcript is spliced from 2 exons. Lineage: Eukaryota; Viridiplantae; Streptophyta; Magnoliopsida; Cornales; Cornaceae. The coding region runs from base 1 to 561 and encodes 186 amino acids. Gene Ontology annotation, molecular function: enzyme regulator activity; calcium ion binding.
AUGAACGUGUUCGGAGCUUCAGGAGAGAGUGAUCAGCGAGAAAACGAGGCGUUGCGAAGAGAUAAAAGUGAUCGCAAUAGUGCGAAAUUUUCAACGAACUGUGGAACAAAGGAAUGCUCUCCACCAAUCCUUUCGAUCGCCGUAUUGACAUCGAACUUCAUCUCUCAUUCCCAGAUUGAGGAAGAGUUGACCCAAGUGUUCAAGAAAUUCAACGUAAACGACGAGGACAAGAUCUCGUCGUCGAAGCUCGGCGCAAUAAUGGGCAUCAUGGGCAACAACACCAUCGUGGAAGAACUGGACAUGAUGAUCGGGGAGGUGGACGCUAACUGCAACAAGUUCAUCAACCUAAACAAGUUCCUCGAGCUGAACACAAUGGACAUCAACUACGACGAGGUGCUGGAGAAUUCUAAAGAUGUGUUCUCGGUGUUCGACAUGGACAAGAACGGGUUGAUCUCGAUGGAUGAGUUGCAAAACGUGAUGAAGAACGGCAACGGUGAGUGCUCGCUCACUAAUGGUGUGGUCUUUCGGCAAACACCACACCCUUCACCACAAUUCCCUUGA